Messenger RNA from Colossoma macropomum (tambaqui), 8925 nucleotides. RefSeq names its product E1A binding protein p300 a (gene ep300a). Gene Ontology annotation, biological process: positive regulation of transcription by RNA polymerase II. Bases 1 to 7821 code for a protein of 2606 amino acids. The record is from RefSeq and is a predicted model, not a curated record. The transcript is spliced from 31 exons. NCBI's taxonomy places the organism in Eukaryota, Metazoa, Chordata, Actinopteri, Characiformes, Serrasalmidae. Gene Ontology annotation, cellular component: transcription regulator complex; nucleus; histone acetyltransferase complex. Gene Ontology annotation, molecular function: histone acetyltransferase activity; chromatin DNA binding; protein binding.
AUGGCCGAGAACGUUCUGGAGUCUGGCCCGCCUUCAGCCAAGAGGCCUAAACUAUCCUCUCCGGCACUUUCUGCCUCAGCCAGCGAUGGAAACGAUUUUGGCUCCCUCCUUGACCUGGAGCAUGACCUCCCAGAUGAGCUCAUCAGCUCCUCUGAGCUGGGUUUGGCAAAUGGAGGAGAUCUGGGCCAGCUUCACACCAGCCUGGGUGGUGGAGCUGGGGGCAGCAUGCUUGGAGGGCUUGGAACGGGCCAAGAUGCAGCAGCCAAGCACAAGCAACUCUCCGAGCUCCUCCGGUCUGGUGCACCACCCGUAGCGGCACAGCAGCAGGGAGGAAGCCCAGCAGGAGCCUCGAUAGGGCUUUUGGGGAGUAUGAAGGCAUCUCAGGGUCCUCAGAGCAUGGGCCCACAAGGCCAACAACACCUGUCCCCACAGCAGGCCAACCUGAUGCAGCAGCAGCAGCAACAGAUGGCAGGGAUGGUGGGCGGCAUGAACAGAGCCAUGCUUGGACCUCAGAAAGGAAAUGGUCAGCAGCAGGCAGGGGGGCCUACGCCUCAGCAGCAAGGCAUGAUGGGAGGGCAGAUGAUGAAUGGCUCACCCAGAAUGGGGUAUCCCAAUCCAGGCAUGGGCAGUAACAGUAAUCUGCUGGCAGAGACCCUGCAGCAGCAGACGGCAGGAGGCCCGGGAGGACUCCGAGCACAGCAGCCUGGAGCACUGAACAAGAUGGGGAUGAUGGGAUCUGCAGGCCCCUAUGGAGGCCCCUAUAGUCAGAACACAGGGCAGGGUCUGGGUGGUGCAGGGCUGGGCCCGCAGCUCAUGAACAAACCAGGUAUGCCCAACAGCCUGGCCCAGUUCAACAUGGACAAGAAACCCCAGCCCAUGCCAGGCAUGCCAACCAUAGCUUCCCAGCAAUCGCCAGCAGGUGGCGCUGGAGCUGGUGGGGCUGCUGGUAUGGUACCUAACACCCAGGGAGGGCUUGGCCCAGCAUCAGCAGUGGGUGUUCCUCCAACAGCUGACCCAGAGAAGCGCAAACUCAUACAGCAGCAGCUGGUCCUCUUGCUCCAUGCCCACAAGUGCCAGCGGCGUGAGCAAGCUAAUGGGGAGGUACGGCAGUGCAACCUGCCCCACUGCCGCACCAUGAAGAACGUUCUGAACCACAUGACACACUGCCAGGCUGGCAAGUCCUGUCAGGUGGCACACUGUGCCUCAUCCAGACAGAUUAUCUCGCACUGGAAGAACUGCACACGGCAUGACUGCCCUGUCUGUCUGCCACUGAAGAAUGCAGGAGACAAGAGGAAUCAGCAGUGUGAGUCCCUACUUGGAACUGCUAAUGUGGGUUUAGGCCCAGCUUUGGGAACCACACCAGGUCCACACAGUGCUCCCAAUCUUAACACCCCAGGCCAGAUAGACCCCAGCUCUAUUGAGAGGGCUUAUGCAGCUCUGGGCCUCACUUACCAGGGUAACCAGGGACCCUCUCAGCCUGCCCAGCAAACACCUCGGGCGCACAACACAAUGGGUGGGAACCCAAUGGGUGUAAAUGGGGCUGUGGGUGUCCAACCUCAGAAUCAGCCAUCUAACCUUCUUCAAGAUACUAUGCUGCAUCUCAACAUGAACUCUCAGAGUCUGAUGAAUGACAGCAGUGGUGUGGGCAAUGUGGGCUCCAUGCCUGUGGCCACUCCAGCUUCCGGUCCUGGCAUGAGGAAGAGCUGGCAUGAGGACAUCACCCAGGAUCUGCGCAACCACCUCGUGCAUAAACUCGUCCAAGCCAUCUUCCCUACUCCAGAUCCAGCUGCGUUGAAGGAUCGGCGUAUGGAGAACCUAGUGGCUUAUGCUCGUAAAGUAGAGGGGGACAUGUAUGAAUCUGCAAACAGCAGGGCAGAGUACUACCACCUGUUGGCAGAGAAGAUCUAUAAGAUCCAGAAGGAACUGGAGGAAAAACGGCGAACACGACUGCAGAAGCAUGGCAUGAUGCCCACUCAACCUGGAAUGCCCCCCACAGGCAUACAGCAGGCCCCACCUGGCAUGGCCCAGCCAGGGCCACCUACAGGACUUCCCCCAAAUGGCCCUCUCUCGGAUCCGUCAAUGGUGCGUCCUACUGGACCAAACCAGAUGGUGAACAGGAUGCAGACCCCUGCUGGAAUGAAUCCGUUUAAUCAAAUGCAGGCCAUGGGUCAGCGGUCCACACCUCCUCUUCCACUCAAUGCGCCCCUCAAUCAGAUGGGUAUGGGGCCUGCAAGGAUGGCAGGACCAAAUGUUGCUCAAAUGCAGAAUCAGUACCUACCCCCUGGCCAAUUUUCAGGUUCAAGCCCAUUGCUUGGCUCUGGUCCUGUUGGUAUGGCGCAGCCUGGCACUCAGGGUGGCAUGGCCCAGCAGGGGCCAAUGUCAACCCCACCAUCUCUGCCAGCCAGUAGUCCUUUAGCCCAGCCUGGUUCUGCUGGAGGAAUGGGCAGUGGGGCUUCAGUGGGCUCUCUUGGUCCCAACGGUGGAGUUGGCAUGCCCCCGUCAUCGACCCCCUCUCAGUCUAUGAACCUUCCGCACUGUCCACCCGUCCGACAGAGCUCUCCUUCUCCAGCACGCAGCCGCACGCCCACUCCACACCUCACACCUCCUCCAAGCCUUUCAGGCUCGCAGACCCCCCAGCCCCACACCCCCAGUCUACCCCUUUUGGCUCCGGGUGCUGGUCAGCAGCAGUUACCUCAACCUGCAAACUCUGACAAAGCCAUGCAACUCCAGCAACAGCAGCCAUUAGGUGGGACUUCAGCAACACCCAACGCUGCUCCCCAGCAUCCGCCUACUCCAUUGUCUCAAAAGGGCUCUCUGCCGGUUGAUGGCCAAGCUACUACUCCUGCCUCUGUCAGCAGCGUAGACGCCUCCACUCAGCAGGUUCCCUCAGACAUCACUGCCACCCUUGAGCCCAAGAUGGAGGUCAAGCAACCAGAGGAGGAAGAGGAGGAGGAGGAGGAGGAGGAGGCAGAUGAGUCGAUGAAGGGAGGAAGGACUGGAAAGAAAGGAGACCUAAAAACAGAGGAAAAGCCAGAGAUAAAGAAAGAGGAGAUAUCAGGUGAAGAAUGCAAAAGUACACUCAUGGAGACAUCCACAGAGGCAGGGGAGGACAAAAAGCCUGAGAUAAAGACUAAGCCUAAAGAGGAGGAUGCUGGUUCGGGAUCCACAGGCCCCCAGAGCUCACACUCUGGAGUGCCCUCUAAAAAGAAGAUCUUCAAACCUGAGGAGCUGAGACAGGCUCUGAUGCCCACACUGGAGUCUCUCUAUCGACAGGACCCUGAGUCUCUCCCCUUCCGCCAACCUGUGGAUCCCUCACUUUUAGGAAUACCUGAUUAUUUUGAUAUUGUGAAGAAUCCUAUGGACUUGUCUACUAUCAAACGGAAACUUGACACAGGCCAAUAUCAGGAGCCAUGGCAGUAUGUGGAUGACAUCUGGCUUAUGUUCAAUAAUGCCUGGCUCUACAACCGCAAGACAUCACGGGUCUACAAGUACUGCUCUAAACUGGCUGAGGUGUUUGAGCAGGAGAUUGACCCUGUGAUGCAGAGCCUUGGCUAUUGCUGUGGGAGAAAGCUGGAGUUCUCCCCUCAAACUCUCUGCUGCUAUGGGAAGCAGCUAUGCACUAUACCACGAGAUGCUGCUUACUUUAGUUACCAAAACAGGUACCACUUCUGUGAGAAGUGUUUCAAUGAGAUCCAGGGUGAGAGCGUGUCCUUAGGGGAUGAUCCAUCCCAGCCUCAGACGUCCAUCAACAAGGACCAGUUUGAAAAGAAGAAGAAUGACACACUUGACCCUGAGUUGUUUGUGGAAUGUAUGGACUGUGGGCGGAAAAUGCAUCAGAUAUGUGUUCUGCACAAUGACACUAUUUGGCCAUCAGGCUUUGUGUGUAAUGGGUGUCUCAAGAUGUCCAACAAGACCCGUAAAGAGAAUAAAUAUGCUGCUAAAAGGCUGCCGCAGACUAAACUGGGCAACUUCUUAGAAACUCGGAUUAACGACUAUCUGAAGCGCCAAAGCCACCCAGAGUCUGGUGAAGUCACAAUUAGAGUUGUCCAUGUCUCUGAUAAGGUGGUAGAGGUCAAACCAGGCAUGAAGUCCAGGUUUGUGGACAGUGGUGAAAUGGCAGAGUCUUUCCCAUAUAGAUCAAAAGCUCUCUUUGCUUUUGAGGACAUUGAUGGUGCUGAUGUCUGUUUUUUCGGCAUGCAUGUCCAGGAAUAUGGUUCUGACUGCCCACCCCCAAAUCAAAGACGGGUAUACAUAUCCUAUCUGGACAGUGUUCAUUUUUUUCAGCCACGCUGUUUGAGAACAGCAGUCUACCAUGAGAUUCUUAUUGGUUAUCUGGAGUAUGUCAAGAAACUAGGGUUUACCACUGGCCACAUUUGGGCCUGCCCCCCUAGUGAGGGUGAUGAUUACAUAUUCCACUGUCAUCCUGCAGACCAGAAAAUACCCAAACCUAAGCGGCUGCAAGAGUGGUAUAAGAAAAUGCUGGAUAAAGCUGUUGCAGAGCGUAUUGUACACGAUUAUAAGGACAUAUUCAAGCAGGCGACAGAGGAUCGACUUACCAGCGCCAAAGAACUGCCCUAUUUUGAAGGUGACUUUUGGCCCAAUGUGCUUGAAGAGAGCAUUAAGGAGCUGGAACAGGAGGAAGAAGAGAGAAAACGGGAGGAGAACAGUACUUCUAGUGAAAGUGUAGAUGCAACAAAGGGUGAUAGCAAAAAUGCCAAGAAAAAGAACAAUAAGAAGACAAGCAAGAACAAGAGCAGUCUGAGCCGAGCCAACAAAAAGAAACCAGGGAUGCCAAAUGUGUCCAAUGACCUGUCACAGAAGCUUUAUGCUACUAUGGAGAAGCACAAAGAGGUGUUCUUUGUUAUCCGGCUGAUUGCUGGACCCAAUUCCAAUGCUCUUCCACCCAUAAUCGACCCGGAUCCUUUAAUGGCCUGUGAUCUGAUGGAUGGGAGAGAUGCUUUCCUGACACUGGCACGGGACAAGCACCUGGAGUUCUCUUCACUGAGGCGCUCUACAUGGAGUUCAAUGUGUAUGUUGGUAGAGCUACACAACCAGAGCCAAGAUAGAUUUGUGUACACCUGUAAUGAAUGCAAACAUCAUGUUGAGACGCGCUUCCACUGUACUGUUUGUGAGGAUUAUGAUCUUUGCAUCACUUGCUACAAAACAAAAGGUCAUGAGCACAAGAUGGAGAAGCUUGGACUGGGCCUGGAUGAUGAAAGCAACAACCAAGCUGCAGCCUCCAUGCAGAGUCCUGGAGACUCUCGCCGCCUCAGCAUCCAGCGUUGCAUCCAGUCUUUAGUACAUGCUUGCCAAUGCCGCAACGCAAACUGCUCACUUCCAUCCUGUCAAAAGAUGAAACGGGUGGUUCAGCACACCAAAGGCUGUAAGCGCAAAACCAAUGGUGGUUGCCCCAUCUGCAAGCAGCUAAUUGCACUUUGCUGUUACCAUGCUAAACAUUGCCAAGAGAACAAGUGUCCUGUGCCAUUCUGUCUCAACAUCAAGCAGAAACUGCGUCAGCAGCAGCUUCAGCAUCGGGUUCAGCAGGCCCAAAUGCUGCGGAGAAGGAUGGCCAGCAUGCAAAGAACAGGCCAAUCACCAAUUGGUGGAAAUGGAGGCUUACCAUCACCUGGGAACAAUGGUACUACAGGCCCUGGCACACCCACACCAAGCACUCAACCUCCUACGCCACAGACUCCCACUCAGCAAUGUCCACCUCCUGUACCCCAACCUGGGGUUGCAGGUGGCCCACAGCAGCAGCUGGCAGGAAUGGUCCAGCAUCAUCAGUUCCAGCAACUGCCUCCAGGUGGAGGGAUGAUAAACUCUCCACAACAGCAAAUGGUACAACAGCAACAACCACAGCCACCUUCAGUGCAGCAGCUUCAGCAUCCUAACAGCCUUCCUCCGUAUGUGCAAAGACCUCCAGGCUCUUCUCCACUCUCUAAUUCUAUGGGGAAACCAGGCAUGGGCCCAGCCAACUUGCCUCAGCAACAACAGACAAAUUCAGGGCAGUCAAACUUUCCCCAGCAGCAGCCCACUGGUCCCCCGGCUGCCGCCCUGGAAAUGGCGUUGAAGAUUCAGCGAGUGGCGGAGACUCAACGGCAGAUGGCUAAACAAAAGAGCCUCCAGAUAGGAACAGGAAUGCAACAGCAAGGAGGGCCUCAGAACCAACUUCCUCCUCAGGUGCAGUUGCCACAGCAAGCUCCGCAGGGUGGGGCUCCACUUCAGCCACCACAGCAGCAGCAGUGGGGGUCACCCAGCAUGCCCCCUCAGCAGCGAAUGAUGGGCCAAAUGGGUCAUCCAGGAAUGGUUCCAGCUCAACAACAGCAGCAGGUUACUCAACAGCAGCUGCAGCUUCCUCCACAGCAGCAGCAACAAGGGCAUCCGGGAGUGAUGGGAAUGAUGGGUGGCCCAGGUGGGGCUACAGGUGCAGGGACUGGCACUGGAGGUCUCUCACAGAGUGCCUUGCAAGACCUUCUAAGAACUCUUCGGUCCCCUAGCUCCCCUCUCCAGCAGCAACAGGUCCUGAAUAUACUGCGCUCAAAUCCUCAGCUUAUGGCCACCUUCAUCAAGCAACGUGUACCCAGAUACCUUGGGAGAGGUGGUCCUGGAGCUGGAGGUGCAGGCCCAACAGUCAUGGAAGGGCAGCAGGUAAAUGUAAAUGCUGGGGCUCCUCAGCCAGGUAUGCACAUGGGCCAAGGGGCAGGCAUGCCCCCAAUGAAUCCACUUCAACAGCAGCAGCAGAUUCAACAGCGUUCUAUGAUGGGUGUGAAUAUGCAACAGCAACAGCAAAUGGCUGCUUUGCAGCAACAGCAGCAGCAGCAGCAAGGAGUUAUGCCCGGUCAAGGCAACAUGUCUAAUAUCUCACCCCAGUUCAGAGAAUUGAUGAGGAAACAUUUGCAGCAGCAGCAGCAACAACAGCAGCAACAGCAGCAGCAGCAACAGAUGGGAAAUCAUAGUCAGUUCCAGCAUCCCCAGCAGCAGCAGCAUGGUUACCUUGGCCAGCCUGGCAUGCCUCCUCAGCAGCCUGGUCAACCUCAAGCUGGUGGACUCCAGCAGCAGCAAGGAGGACCCCAGCCUGGCAUGCAGCAGACCUACCCGGGAUCCAUGUCUCAGCAGGUGGCAGCAGCUUUGCAACAGAGGGUGCACCAGAUGCAGCAGCAGCAGCAGCAGCAGAAUGCUAUGACUGGGCUCCAAGGGGGUGAUGGAGGUCCUGGAGGAGGUGGUGGUGGUCCGCUCCAGCAGCAGCUACCGCCCCCUCAGGGUGGUUCCCAGCCUCAGCCUCCCCAGGCCAUGCUCCAGCAAGCACUGCACCAAAGGCUCCUUCAGCAGCAGCACCUAGGUGGUGGGUCUCCUGCUCAGCACAACAAUCCCAUGAGCCCUCAGCAACAGAUGUCCCAGUCUCCCCAUUUGCAGGGUCAGCAGCUGCCCACUUCCCUUAGCAACCAGGUGCGGUCACCCCAGCCAUCACCACGGCCCCAGUCUCAGCCACCCAAUUCCAGUCCGUCUCCUCGCAUGCAGCCCCAGCCUUCUCCCCAUCGCAUCUCUCCCCAGACCCAAACAGGCUCUCCACACCCCGGUCAUCUUCCCCAGCACCACACUGGCAUGGUGGCUCCACCACCUCCACAACAACCACCACAGCCAUCUCAGCAGCAACAGGCUAACUCUUUGGACCAAGCUCAGUUUGGGUCAGACCAGAACACUAUGCUUUCACAGCUUGGUGGAAUGGGGGCUCUGCAUGGGCAGGGGGCUAAUGACAUGCUGGCUGGCAACAACCAAGACAUGGGGACAAAUAUUAAUCACAGCUCAUUAGAUCUAAUGUAGCACUACAGUCCUCAGAGAACUGGCCUGAUUUCCUGGAUUGGGUUGCUGUUUUAUUGCUGUCGUUAUUAGUGUUAUUUAAUAUUUUUUGAAGUAAAUGGAAAAAAAUACAACUUCCUAUGGGAGAUACUACAUUAAAUGCGCAAAUUAAUAAAUUAAAUGAAUGGUAAGUUAUUGCUGUUAAUAUAUACAUAUAUAUAUUUUUAGCCAGUUGCGUUCAAAGGGUUUUGGGGUUAAAGGAUGGGAAAAAUUCUCCUUGGUAUAUGACGAGUAAUAUUUUUGGGGUCUGCCUUUUUUAUAGAUAUUUUUUAAGAUUUUAAAAGCAUAAAAUUAAAGACAAAACAUGUUAACACAAUAGAUCUUUUUGUUUUCUUUUUCUUCCAUACACAGUCAAGAUUGUACCCAUUUUUGAAAGUGUUAAAUUUGAUUCAGAAAUAGCUGGUGGUGGUUAACAAUUAUUACUGUUUAUUACCAUCAUUCUCUUGGUCAGCUUAUAUCCCUACAGUGUUCAUGUUUUUUCCUUUUUUCCAGACAUGUGAUGGCAUAUUCUGUUUGAGACAGCUACAGUUCACAAAGAGUAUAUUUUUGUUAACAGAAUCAGGCAAGAAAUUAAUACAUUUAUAUUUGGUAUUUUUCUUUUUUUGUAAAGUUUUGUGGGGAGGGGGGUGGGGAUUAUGUGAAGUUUUGAGUGUUCGUGUGUUUUCUGAUGGCAGAUUGCAUGGGAAAUGUCUGUCCUCCUAUGCAUGUCACAGUUCUCCCACUUCCAUGAACCCUCUUCUGUGAAUGUGUGCUCCAUUCAUCGAUUCUGUCCCUUUACGUUGGAACGGUAAUAGAACUGCUGACACUACAGGUGUGCUACGCUCCUAGGACACAGUGCAGUGAUUUGUACCACAAAGACUAAACUGAUGAGGGAAUGUGGAUAUCUCGAAGAAGCAACCUUUUAAUCCUCUUUUUCCAUCUCGCUGACUCUGUGCUCUCACUAUUCUUUGCCCAGGAAGGAACUAUUCCCCUGACUCUUCCCUAUGACUUAAAUGCUCAGAACUUUGGGAUUUCAGAUAUCUUUCUUUUUUUCCCUACUGUAUAAAGAAAAGUCUGGACCUUUUUUUG